Gryllus bimaculatus (two-spotted cricket) is the source of this 405-nucleotide messenger RNA. NCBI's taxonomy places the organism in Eukaryota, Metazoa, Arthropoda, Insecta, Orthoptera, Gryllidae. The record is from the annotation of a GenBank genome assembly.
AUGGAUCGACAAGACUCAAAAGAUUACUGGCACCAGUUGAGUUGGCUUGGGAUGCAGUGGUACCAGCUGUCUGGGGAGCAUGAGUGUCACCAGGUGCAGUCCCAUAGGCUGGCACGUAAGGGGCCCAUGCAUCCACCAGAGCCUUCCGCCCACGUGGACCAAGUCUACCUAACUCUGCUAGCAAAAGAGCUUGAGCUGCUUCACGGACUUCCAAACAAUGAUGUUGCCAACGUCGUGCCAGCAUUUCCACCUAAAAUGAGAUGUCAGGAUAUUAAAAAAGCAAAUCAUGGAUUGGAUGCUUUUUUGAUAUUUACAUAUACUUCACUAGAAGAUAAACAUAGUGCCAUGAAGAAUGGCUUUGUUAGCAACUUUAAAAAAUUUAAGCAGGUUUUCAAGAUUCUGUAG